CACUCUUUCAAUCCAUGUAGACUUAAAAUGAAUGUUACACUCAUCCAAAAGAAACAACUGGUUUACCUAUCAUAGGUGGAAACAAAUGGAUGAACACCUUUAUUAACGAAUAGCUCUUUUGCCGGUCUUGAUCAUUACAAUGUUUUUUUUUCCCCAACACAAUACAUUUGUUCAAUAAGAUCAAUAAGCCACUUCCCUAAUGUCUGAGGAUAAGAUCAAUUACCUACUUAGUUUUUAACAAUGCUCCCUAAGCCAAUUUAGCCAAUGACAUAAAGCCUGUAAAGCCUAUAAAACUCCCUACAAAGGCAAACUAUCACAGGCAAAACAUUUAUAGCCAGAGCAGAUCUCAGCUGAAAUUUCUCUUGCGUUCAUUGGACAUCCACUGGGUUAAGAUGCAGAACGGCACAGAAGGACAUAACUUCUAUAUUCCCAUGUCCAACAGGACUGGGCUUGUACGAAGUCCUUAUCUAUACCCACAGUACUACCUGGCACCUAAAUGGCAAUUCUAUUGUCUUGCCUUCUACAUGCUCAUCCUGAUCUGCCUUGGAUUCCCCAUCAACGGUCUGGCCCUGUACGUCACAGCCACAAACAAGAAGCUAAGACAACCGCUCAACUUCAUCCUGGUUAACUUGUCUGCAGCUGGAAUGGUCAUGGUCCUCUUUGGAUUCAGCUUUGCCCUCAUAUCUUCAUUUAAUGGUUACUUUAUCUUUGGCCCAGUGGGCUGUGCGAUUGAGGGCUUCAUGGCUACACUUGGAGGUCAAGUUUCCCUGUGGUCUCUGGUAGUGCUGGCUAUUGAGAGAUAUAUUGUGGUAUGUAAGCCCAUGGGCAGCUUCACCUUCACUGCCAACCAUGCUGGGGCUGGUGUUGCAUUCACCUGGAUUGCUGCUUUUGCUUGUGCUGGUCCUCCACUGUUUGGCUGGUCCAGGUACAUCCCAGAGGGUAUGCAGGUCUCAUGUGGACCUGACUACUACACACUGGCUGAAGGCUUCAACAAUGAAUCCUAUGUGAUGUACAUGUUUGGCUGCCACUUCAUCAUUCCAAUCUCUCUGAUAUUCUUCACUUAUGGGAGCCUUGUCCUCACGGUCAAGGCGGCUGCAGCUUCCCAGCAGGACUCAGCAUCUACCCAGAAAGCGGAGAAGGAAGUCACACGUAUGUGUGUUCUUAUGGUUGGUGGUUUCCUGAUCGCCUGGAUGCCCUAUGCCAUCCUUGCUGCCUACAUCUUCUUCAACAAAGGAAUUGCCUUCUCUGCCCAGGCCAUGGCUAUCCCUGCUUUCUUCACAAAGGCGUCAGCCUUCUUCAAUCCCUUCAUCUAUGUGGUGAUGAACAAACAGUUCCGUGGCUGCAUGAUGGCUGCUGUAGGGAUGAAGGCAGAUCAAGAUGAGACUUCUGUGUCAGCUAGCAAGACAGAGGUGUCUUCUGUGAGCCCUGCAUAAAGACAUUCCCUCAUCCUGCGCUCGGAUCUCUGCCCUUUUUUCAAGCUGUACUUGGAAGACAUUUGAAGACCAUUAUAUUUCUCUCAUCAUUUGAACAGUAUGUGCUGAUUAUUGUACUGACGGGACUCAGGACCCGUAACGAAUGGAUUCUGUCACUCCAAAACCAACGUAACCACUGCAUUUCUCUUAUCAGAUUCCUAAUACUGACUGACAUAAGGUUGAAGGUCAUGGAAUACUCAGGGCAAUAAAUUAAUAUGGUCACAUCUGAAGAUGAAGUCAACAGAGAACACAUUAGCAUCAGUUCAAGGGAAAAACAUACACGAGAUGAAAGGCAGACCAUCUUUUAAUGGACAUUGCAUCUCUCAGCA
This is a messenger RNA of Esox lucius (northern pike), 1801 nucleotides long. Its product is annotated as green-sensitive opsin. Gene Ontology annotation, cellular component: membrane; photoreceptor outer segment. NCBI's taxonomy places the organism in Eukaryota, Metazoa, Chordata, Actinopteri, Esociformes, Esocidae. Gene Ontology annotation, molecular function: G protein-coupled receptor activity. The coding region runs from base 393 to 1433 and encodes 346 amino acids. Gene Ontology annotation, biological process: phototransduction; G protein-coupled receptor signaling pathway; visual perception. The transcript has 5 exons. The record is from RefSeq and is a predicted model, not a curated record.